UUUUUUUGUUGCCGUUGCUGCCUUUGUUUUGUUCACUUCACAAAAACAUUUGAACAGCAGCGUGGAAAGCGACUAUUUUCCAAGCACAUGAGACUUCUCACACCUCCCCCUUUCCUUCUGACGCAACGUGGUCUGCUGCAAAUGCCGAUUGUCUCACCUUAGAUGUCAUUUACUUCCCGCCUAUCUGUCCUCUUCUACCACAGAUACCAGAUCUGACACACACACACGUGGCUUCCCGUUGGUCCCGAAAGAGGCGGAGUUCACGUUCGCCAGCUGGUCACACGGCUUUGUCAUUUUACAACAUCCAGCGAGGCAAAAAAAAAAAAAAAAGGCAUUCCCUCUGCCAGCUGGCUAUGGAUGGCGUUCAAAUGGAUCAGUAACUUGAAAUAUCUUGUGAUCAACAUUCCACCGCUGGGUGGACGAAGCUGCGGCCAUGGUGCGGGAAUACCAGUCUCCCGUUCGGGUCUACAAACAUCCGUUUGAAUUGAUUAUAGCAGCGUACAACAAGAGAUUCCCAAAGUGCCCCUUGAUCCCAGUGUUUGUAGACAGCGAGAUCAUCAGUGAGAGCCAAAGCCAGGACGGCUCCACGCUGGUGAUCGAGAGGCGCUGCACGAUUGACAUCGAUGCACCUCGACUCCUCAAGCGGAUUGCAGGUGUAGACUACCUGUAUUUCAUCCAAAAGAACACUUUGAACCGCAGAGAGCGGACUCUCAUCAUUGAGGUGCAGAACGAAACGUUUUCCAACCGAGUCAUUUCCUGCGAGUGCUGCAAAUAUACGGUCCAUCCUGAGAACGAAGAGUGGACGUGUUUCGAACAGACAGCAAGCCUCGACGUUAAAUCCUUUUUCGGCUUUGAAGGCCUGGCAGAGAAGAUAGCAAUGAAGCAGUACGCUAAUAGCAUCGAAAAGGGGAAAGAAAUUAUCCAGUAUCACCUCACGGAGCUGGAAAAAGAGGGCAUAACGUACAUACCUCGGUGGGCUCAACCCUCUCCGGCGCAAGCCGUCCCUGGAAACAGAGUCCAAGAUGCACCGGCUGUCUAUGACAAGGACCACCCCGCAGAGAUAGCAACUGCGUCUCCCGAUGACAAACUGGAUGCUGAUUACAUCAGACGUUACCUUGGUGAUUUAACGCCUCUGCAGGAAAGCUGUCUUAUCCGACUGCGCCAGUGGCUCCAGGAAACCAACAAGGGCAAGUGUCCAAAGGAUCAGCAUGUGCUGCGCUUUCUGAUCGCCACCGACUUUAACUUUGACAAGGCUCGAGAGCUUCUCUGCCAAUCGCUGACCUGGAGGAAGCAACACCAAGUGGAUUUCCUGUUGGACUCGUGGCUGCGUCCUCAACUUCUCCAGGACUUUUAUAGCGGAGGCUGGCACCACAAUGACAGAGAUGGUCGGCCUCUGUAUGUAUUGCGGUUGGGUCACAUGGACACAAAGGGUUUGAUGCGCGCCUUGACAGAAGAGGUGCUGGUUCGACAGGUCGUUGCCGUCAACGAAGAGGGUCUGAGGCGCUGUGAGGAAAACACGGCGAUCUUUGGUCGACCAAUUUGGUGCUGGACUUGCCUGGUGGAUCUGGAGGGUCUGAACAUGCGUCAUCUGUGGAGACCAGGACUGAAGGCUCUCCUGAGAAUCAUUGAAGUCGUGGAGGCCAACUACCCCGAGACGCUGGGCCGCCUGUUCAUGCUGAAAGCACCCAGACUAUUUCCUGUGCUCUGGACCCUGGUCAGCCCUCUGAUCAAUGAAAACACCCGUAAGAAGUUCCUCGUUUACGCCGCAAAUGACUACAAAGGUCCGGGAGGUUUGGUGGACUACAUCGACCAGGCGUUUAUUCCCGACUUUCUUGGAGGGGACUGCAUGUGUGACAUCCCCGAGGGAGGUUUAGUGCCCAAGUCUUUGUACAGGACAGCAGAGGAGCUGGAGAUCGAAGACAACCGAUUAUUGACAGAAUCCAUCUAUAAAAGUGCCAGUAUUUUCAAAGGAGCUCCAUAUGAGAUUUUGAUCGAGAUCGUGGAAGCUUCCUCCGUCAUUACCUGGGACUUUGACGUGUCCAAAGGGGACGUGCUUUUCAGCAUCUACCAUUCCAAGAGGGCUCCUCGGCCGUCCAAAAAAGACACACUCGGAGCCCACGGUUUUACAUCCUUGGCCUCUGUCAAUCCGCAGCUCUUAGACAAGAGUUGGGUGCUGGGUCAGGACUACAGCCGUGUCGAGAAAGCCUUCACAUGCAGAGAGGGGGAGAGUGUACAGGGCUCUCACAUCACUCGUUGGCCUGGAUACUACAUCCUCCAGUGGUGCUUUCACAGCGCGCCGGCCGCCUCGGCCUCCAGCUUGUCUUAUGUGGAUGAUGUGCUGGCCUCUCUGCAGGUCUCCUCCCACAAGUGUAAAAUCAUGUACUAUAUCGAGGUGCUGGCUUCCCAAGACAUCAGGGGAUCCAUGACAAGUCUGGAGUCCAGCCAUAGUGGUUUCUCUCAGCUGAGUACAUCCACUACCCUUUCUAGCCAAUCGCACACCAGCUCGACUGUCUCAAGGUAGCGCCGGCUCGACAACGGACUCAAAGCCCAACUGACAUCCGGGUAACGCCGCUUGGGAAUUCUUGGAUCAUUCUUGCAGCGGAAGCUUUGCUGUGGUACUUUCAAAAGACAGUGGACACUGUAGUCAAUCUGUGUUGGAUUAAAAAAAAAAGGCAGUCAAGUGUCAUCGAUCACUGGACAGUAGUCAAUGCGCGUGAUGGGUCAAUAGAAGUCAUGUCGUGUCAAAGUGAUAUGGCAGCAGUUUGUCACUGAAUUUUCUUUGAUUGUCCACUAGAUGUCAGUGUACUCGUGCAGAAAAUGCUCGAGCCCCCAGUUCAUGUUUU
Messenger RNA from Hippocampus comes (tiger tail seahorse), 2843 nucleotides. RefSeq names its product SEC14-like lipid binding 1 (gene sec14l1). The record is from RefSeq and is a predicted model, not a curated record. Gene Ontology annotation, biological process: negative regulation of RIG-I signaling pathway. Gene Ontology annotation, cellular component: cytosol; cytoplasm. Gene Ontology annotation, molecular function: RIG-I binding. Lineage: Eukaryota; Metazoa; Chordata; Actinopteri; Syngnathiformes; Syngnathidae. The coding region runs from base 434 to 2521 and encodes 695 amino acids. The transcript is spliced from 16 exons.